UUAAUGCAGGCGCUUUAUUCUGGUGAGCAGCCUCUCCGCCAAUGAGGUGGGAGCUCUGCAGAAGACAGCGACGCACGGGAGCCCUGGAGGGGCGAGUGGGAAAAGCAACUGCAGCAUUUGCAAGGACUGACCCGCCGGCUCCGAGUCUUCAGCCCUCCUCGGACAGUCCGUGCGCGCGUGCGCGGGUGUGAGUGUGCGCGCGCGCGUGUCUCCCCGCACCAGCAAGCGACGCAAGUUGUGAUCCAGGUCCUGAGAGCAGUCUGCUGAGAACCUGAAGAGCAGUCAAGAUGGGGUUUAGCUUCUUCAAGAAACAUCCCAAGCCGGAAGCUAUAAUAGCUGCUACCACGAGUAAUCCACUGCCCCCUACCACAACGGUAGCCCCAGUAGUGUCAACGGACAAUGGAACAGAGUCUUCAGGUCCAAUGGAGAACAAGGAAGAUAUUUUUGCCAAGUUUAAAGAAAAGUUCAUGAAUGAAGUGAAGAAGAUUCCCUUGCCUCCCUGGGCCCUGAUCGCCAUUGCUGUAGUAGCUGGGCUGCUCAUUCUCACCUGCUGCUUUUGCAUCUGCAAGAAAUGCUGCUGCAAGAAGAAGAAGAACAAGAAGGACAAAAAGGGAAUGAAAAAUGCUAUGAACAUGAAAGACAUGAAAGGCCAGGACAAACAGGAUGAUGAUGAUGAUGAAGAGGGUGGAGAAGAGGGUGGAGAGGAGGAAGAGGAGAAAGAGCCAGAAAACCUGGGCAAGCUGCAGUUCUCCCUGGACUAUGAUUUCCAAGCUAACCAGCUCACAGUAGGAAUCCUCCAAGCGGCUGAGCUCCCAGCCCUGGACAUGGGUGGCACUUCAGACCCUUACGUCAAAGUCUUCAUACUUCCAGACAAGAAGAAGAAGUAUGAGACCAAAGUGCAAAAGAAGACCCUCAACCCAACCUACAAUGAGACUUUUGUCUUCAAGAUUCCCUAUCAGGAGCUUGGUGGAAAGACCUUGGUGAUGGCCAUCUACGACUUUGACCGCUUCUCCAAGCAUGACAUCAUUGGGGAAGUCAAAGUGCCCAUGAACACUGUGGACUUGGGGCAGCCCAUUGAAGAAUGGAGGGACCUUGAGAGUGCAGAAAAAGAGGAGCCAGAGAAAUUGGGUGACAUCUGUAUUUCAUUACGAUAUGUGCCCACGGCUGGAAAACUCACUGUCUGUAUCUUGGAGGCCAAGAACUUGAAAAAGAUGGAUGUCGGGGGACUUUCAGAUCCCUAUGUGAAGAUUCACCUCCUGCAGAAUGGCAAGAGACUCAAGAAGAAGAAGACCACUGUCAAGAAGAAGACCCUGAACCCCUACUUCAACGAAUCCUUCAGCUUUGAGAUUCCCUUUGAGCAGAUACAGAAAGUGCAAGUUGUGAUUACUGUGCUGGAUUAUGAUAAGCUGGGAAAGAAUGAAGCCAUUGGCAAAGUAUUUGUCGGCAACAACUCCAGUGGCACAGAGCUCAGGCACUGGUCCGACAUGUUGGCUAACCCACGCCGCCCCAUUGCCCAGUGGCAUUCCCUGAAGCCUGAAGAAGAGGUGGACGCAGCUCUUGGGAAAAACAAAUAGGCAUCCCCAUUCCCCAGCAUCACCUACUGAACAUUCAAAGUGAUCCAGAGCUAUCAAUACCUCAGUUAGGCAACGUUUGGUUUCUGUUCCGUUCCAUUUUCUAAGCUGCAAUACCCUCCCUUUGAUGGCGGUAGAGAGAUUCCGGAUGAACUCAAGAGCAUCCCGGGGGGAAAAGGUGUAAAGACGCAGUUGUUCCUUUCGCAUUCCUCAGAGUAGUUUGUCGGCUGCAUGUUCCAUCAUCUCUCCAUGUUGUUCUCUUCAAGCGCAAAGCAAGCUUUUCUCUCGGGUUUCCCCCGAGACCACCAUGAAUAGCAGCACAAAACAGCUUUGCUUUUACUCGCUUUGGGAUUUUCUUCCUCAAAAUUGGACCUUUGAAUAUUGUGCUAGGAUCAUACCAGAGCCUGACAAUGUGAGUUGACCAGAUACACUGUGCUUGCUUUGAAAAAUAGCAAGGUGCGUGAAGUGGUGCUCUUGUGAACCAUUGCAGCAGCGUCACACUUUGGAUUUGGCGGCCUUUGGCGGCCUUUGGCCAUUAGCCAUCUAGCAGAGAGGACAAGGAGCAACUCUGGCACUGGGACAUCUCCGAUUAUGUGGAUAACUGGUGGAUUAAUCCUCUGGGGUGAGAGGAGUGCAGUUUGGGGCAUAGGUAUUGCCUAAUGCUAAUUGCCGUGUAACAUCUAGGUAAUGCAGUGGGUCUUCUGCUUCCUGUAGUUUUCCGUUUUUGAUUAGAACAAUGGAGUGGUACUAGAAGAUAAUUGGGAGCAUCAUAGCUGCACUUCUAGCUGUAAGCUUCCACUCUUCUGUCCAGGUGCAGGUCAGAGUCCUAAAUAUUAUUUGGUUUUCGUUUAUUUAAAGAACAGCAUCAUGGGUUAUUUAUGCAAAUAGCCAAGCUGAGCAGGCUGACCUUUCAUGUGAACGUUUAUAAAAAGCUGCGGCAAGAACCUUCAUGCAGCCUUGCAACCCUGAAACAAAACCCAGCAGCCUGAGGCUGAUUUGCAUACACUUCCCAUCAUGCCUUGCACUGCCAUUUUUCUUUCGAGGACACAACAACGUAAGCUCGUUCUAGUUGGAUUUUGUAUGGCACUCGGAACUGAAAGUGUAUGGGAGGAACUGACUGCGAGGGAGGUUCACAUGUUUCUCUAACCCUCUGAGGGUCAAGAUCUGCUGGAUAGGAGGAGGGGAAAGAAGAAACAGGCCGGUUUGCCCAGUGGGCCACAGGGUGCUUUGUUAAUCUCAGAUUAAGCAUCUAGUUUCUUGGUUAGCAGAGCUGGAGAAUUCAGAGAAAAUGGAAGCUUCCAGUUGGGGUCUCCUCCCCGCACUUCAAUGCCACGCUUAACUAAGACUUAGGGCAAGAGGUUCGAGAGCGAGGGAAUCCAUUCCAAUCAAAGGACCAAAGAUGCAGCCGCAGCUCCUGCUCUGUAUACAGCCACUGUCUAGCUGCCAAACACAUGUAUGGUUUCUUUGCUGAUCCCAGAGGGAUAAGCCAUAUUUCCUACCUAGCGUUUGCACUGAUCACUGAAGGGCCUGUCUGCUUCAUACGUUGGUCCAGCUAUCAAUGUCGUGGACAUCCUGGCUCCCUGUUCAGAUGGUUAUUGGCAGAAGGAGGCAAAUGGGGUAGGUGGGGAAAGGAUGUAGCUGCUGGCAGCAUCCUUCUGCCUCUGUUUUCCUGAUUGACCAUCUGUUCCCUUCGAUUCGAAUCCAUCAUUUCAAGUAUACAGCAGUAAAUUUGGGUCUGAUGCUUUUGGGUUUAGUUCUUUUUUAUUCCAUUUAGUCACCGUGGUGGAUUGGAACACUGGGCCAGCUUACGUACAGGGGCUUCUUUUCUGCUUCUGCAUUUAGUAUG
Molecule: messenger RNA, 3417 nt
Organism: Elgaria multicarinata webbii
Lineage: Eukaryota; Metazoa; Chordata; Lepidosauria; Squamata; Anguidae
Gene: SYT2
Product: synaptotagmin 2
Exons: 10
Coding region: 288-1574 (428 amino acids)
Biological process (GO): calcium ion-regulated exocytosis of neurotransmitter; regulation of dopamine secretion; regulation of calcium ion-dependent exocytosis
Cellular component (GO): plasma membrane; synaptic vesicle membrane; dense core granule
Molecular function (GO): clathrin binding; phosphatidylserine binding; calcium-dependent phospholipid binding
Source: RefSeq, a predicted model, not a curated record